Penicillium manginii is the source of this 1404-nucleotide messenger RNA. RefSeq names its product putative ZIP family zinc transporter. The record is from RefSeq and is a predicted model, not a curated record. Gene Ontology annotation, molecular function: zinc ion transmembrane transporter activity. Gene Ontology annotation, biological process: zinc ion transmembrane transport. Bases 1 to 1404 code for a protein of 467 amino acids. Lineage: Eukaryota; Fungi; Ascomycota; Eurotiomycetes; Eurotiales; Aspergillaceae. Gene Ontology annotation, cellular component: plasma membrane. The transcript is spliced from 3 exons.
AUGCAGAAUGCGCAGGUAUUGGGGGCAGGCGGGAAAUCGCUAGAUUUCGCCCUCGACACCCUCUCUCAAAUUCCCGAAUCUCUCCUACAAGCUGAGCUUAAACGACGAAAUGGGAACUUUGUACGAGCCUCGGAUACCGAUGAUGGAUCGACCUGCGGCUCUGGGCAGCGGGGUGCGUAUAACACGCCUCUGCAUGUUAUGGCACUCUUCCUCAUUCUCGUCUUGAGUACAUUCGCAUGCUCUUUCCCAGUUCUUGCUCGCCGCUUCCCCGGUUUGCCGAUUCCACGCCGAUUCCUUUUCAUAUCCAGACACUUCGGGACAGGCGUGUUGAUCGCUACGGCAUUCGUACACCUACUUCCUACAGCCUUCAUGUCAUUGACAGAUCCAUGUCUUCCCAAAUUUUGGAGCCACUCCUACCGAGCCAUGGCCGGAUUCGUCGCGAUGAUGUCCGUAUUUGCCGUCGUGCUGGUAGAGAUGUUCUUCGCGAUGAAGGGAGCGGGCCAUGUUCAUGGAAAUGACUAUGAUACGUUAAUGGGUGAUAUUGGCCGUGAAUCACUCGACGACUUCCGACUCGGGACGCAGGACUUUUUACACGACCAUGACCGCGAAGCAUCGGGAAAUAUCCGCAUGGAAGGCCUGCAACAAAAUAACCCGUUGGACUCCACCGAGCCUAUAGGUGCCUCGCACAAGCGCGGAUCUGGCCCUGAACACCCACACACUCUCGGCUCCCAGCCGGAUAAAGAAGAAGACGAAGAUGCGGAUAUCGAAGGGCUGGACGUAUAUGCAGACGAUGACACCGUCCCUAUCAAUGGACAACCCCGUUCCCGUUCCUCAGCCCACUCUGCUGCUGCUCGCCGCCACCGGCCGCGAUUGAGCGAGCACUCCGACAUGCCAAUGGUCAACCCUCAACGGCAACUUUUGCAAUGUCUCCUUUUGGAAGCGGGCAUUUUGUUCCACAGCAUUUUCAUCGGCAUGGCGCUUAGCGUUGCAACGGGGACGUCAUUUAUUGUCCUCCUCGUCGCUAUCAGUUUCCAUCAGACCUUUGAAGGCUUCGCGCUGGGCUCGCGUAUUGCGUCGCUAAUCCCGGACCUUUUUGGCCCCUCUUCCAUGAAGCCUUGGCUCAUGUCCCUUGCUUAUGGAACUACUACCCCUCUUGGCCAGGCUCUUGGGCUGAUUUUGCAUAACUUUUAUGAUCCCGCGAGUGCGACGGGUCUGCUGAUGGUGGGCAUCACCAACGCUAUUAGUAGCGGGCUUCUUCUGUUCGCGGGUCUUGUUGAGCUUCUUGCUGAAGAUUUUCUCAGCGAGUCGAGUUAUGAGAGUCUUCAGGGUAGGCGGCGAGUCGAGGCUUGUGUCUCUGUUGCCUGUGGUGCUAUUUUGAUGGCACUUGUUGGGGCUUUUGCCUGA